AGCAGCUGCCAGUCGGGCAAUAGGGGCUCCCGCCCAAGGGUCAGCUCGGCGUGCGGAGCGAAGAGAGGAGCCGCGGGCGUCCGCCUAGCCCCGCCCCCCGUCGCGAACGAGCUUCCUCCCCCCCCCCGUCGCGCGCUCCCGCCUCUCUCACUCUCCUCGGCGGCGUUACCUGACAGGAGGCGACAUGGCCCCGCGCAAGAGCCCCAAGAGCGGCAGCCCCGGCCCCGGAGCCAGGAGAGAAGCAAGACAUGGAGGGAACAAGAAUGGGAAGAAAGAAGGAAUUUCUGGAAGUUCAUUUUUUACUUGGUUUAUGGUAAUUGCACUGCUGGGAGUGUGGACAUCAGUCGCUGUGGUUUGGUUUGAACUUGUUGAUUACGAGGAAGUGCUAGCCAAAGCAAAGGACUUCCGUUAUAACUUGUCAGAGGUACUCCAAGGAAAACUUGGGAUCUAUGAUGCUGAUGGAGAUGGAGAUUUUGAUGUGGAAGAUGCCAAGGCUUUGCUAGGCUUGACCAAAGAUGGCAAUAAUGAAAAUAUUGAUUCACUUGAGGAAGUCCUUAAUAUUUUAGCAGAGGAAAGUUCUGAUUGGUUUUAUGGUUUCCUCUCAUUUCUCUAUGAUGUAAUGACUCCUUUUGAAAUCAUAGAAGAAGAAGAGAGCGAUGCUGCAGAUGAUGUUGAUGGUACGUCACAGAAUGAAGGGGUUCAGGGAAAAAAGACAUGUGUUAUUGUGGAUUUACAGAACCAAUGACUUUAGUUCAGGGAUCAAGUUUAAUUAUCAAAAUGCCACAGGCUACUGGGGUAAAACCUGAUGUAACCCCUUACCCUCAAUGGACAUAUCAGCCAUGUGAUGUAAUUCACUUGUCAAAAAGCCUUUUUGAGAGAGAGACUGGGGUAAGACAAAAGUGUCUUCAGUAGUAUGAUUGGUUUCUGUAUGGCUUUGUGUCAGUUUGUGCUUUCUUACACUAACUUGUGCUGUGUAUUCUUAGCACUAACCUGCACAAGCUCUAUGGUAGUAACCUACACUAUUAACCCUUAAAUGAUUCACCUUUCUAAUAAAGUGUUAAAUUGCUAUAGACUAUUCUGGCAUGAUUGACAAAUUAUGUAUAUAUUUAUAUUUUAUAUUUUAAGAUUCUGCCUACUAUUGCAUUAAAUAAGAAAACUAUUACUGAAAUUAUUUGAAUUUGCUACCGAUGAGUAUUCCUUAAUUUUAUAAUUUAUUACAUGCUUUUACAGACUUAUGGAGCAGAAUACUGAGGUUACUCAAAUUUGUUAUGUUAGUAAAUCCAUUUACUAUAUGAAAGAAAUAGCAUGCAAUUGUUGUAUAUUUUGAAAUGAAGCUUUCAUUCUUAUUUUCUUUAUAUACUAUUUUAUCUCUUAAAGGCAGAUUUGUUUGUAAAAAUUUAGUGGACAUUUUUUGAAAGCGAGAACCUGUAAAUAUGUAUUUCUCCUGUAAUAUUCAACUAAUUAAAGCUGAUAAAUGCAAACUGUCUUUUAUGUCUUGCUAAACUGAAUGGCUGACUCAGAUUUGCUUUUUGAUUUUUCUGCUCCGCCGCACCCUCCCCCCAUCUCAUAGUGAAGGGACUGAUUAUACAAAUGCCUGAGUUCAGCAAGUUUCCAUGCCCAGCUUUGUGUGGAGCAAAUUAACCUUCUAGAACAGAUAUGUGUGCAAAAUUUUGUGGUGUGUGUGUGUGUGUGUGUGUGUGUGUGUGAUAAAAUCUAGUGCCUGUAUUUCAUGCACACUGCUGAAUAAGACUUAGGCUUGUUUGAUCUGAUGUUGCUGAUCAAACCUUAGACUGCAGUCCUUUACACACUUUUCUAUAAGUAGCAACCAUUGAACUCAAUGGAGCUUACAUCUGAAUAAAUAUGUAUAGAAUUGCACUGUUUGUCUCAGAAUUAGCACAUUUGAUAGAAACUUUCAUGACUCAUAAAUGUGAGUGUUUAAGUAAAGUGUUCAAGUAAAGUCUACAGCCUGAGGAAGAAUUCUAUGGAUUUUCAAAGCUUGCCUGACAUAAUAUUGAGCACAUAAUGUGAAAAAGCUACUUUACAUUUUGCACAAACUUCUGCUUUCUUUGCUAAGGCAGCAAUGUGUAAAUAAUUUGCAGAAGAUGCACUUUGCAUUUUAUUUGUUCCAAAUGAAAAUACCUGAGCUGAACCCUGGAUUUCUGUGACCAUCCUCAACUGUAUCUGAUGCAAAGCAAGUCCAUAUCUUGUAAAAUGGUUGGGCAUAACUGUUGUAGAAAUAUAUUAAAACAGUGGUUUUUUUUAUUGAUAAAUGAUAUAUACUUUGUAUGUUUAGCCACAGUGGAAUAAAUUAAUGAUAACUUUUGGAUACCACAGUAUCGUAAGAAAAGAACUUGAAAAUCUUGAAGAGCUUGCAAGGAAUAUACCUUCAUUUGUUUGGAGUUAUCUUCGCUAAAAGUAGUUUUGUAUACCUGAGAGUAUGAGUUAGAAGUUAUUUAGUUGAGACUGAUGAAAAGGGCAGUUACUCAUAAAAUGGCAUCCAAUAACUCAGGGCUUUGUGGGGCAAAACAUAGCCUUUGUCCUUUUGUCACCAGAUGUUCAGCAAGAAAUUUCAUUUUCUUUUCAGUUGCCUUUUCUGUUCUUUGCGGUGGGGUGGGGUAUGUAAUUUGAACAAUUGUUUCAGUUUUGAAGCAAAGGUGAGGAAGUGGAGAUUUCAUUGGUUUUAUUUAUUUUGCUAAACUUCAGGCUCUUCUAAAAUAAUAGAUUGCUAUAGCUGACCCAAGGCUAUAAUAUAACAGAUUUCAGACCCUUUAUUAUUGGUGGCUAAAAUUUAAUUCUUAUUGGAAAUGGGUUUCACAGUUAUAAACAUCUGAGCAGGACCAUAUAAAUAGAUGUUAAACAAAAUUUGUAUUCUAUUAUAUAAUAACAGCAAUAAUGGUUCAGCUGUGGAGUUUAUUUCAGGGACUAGAUUAGUGAUUGUCUUUUAAAAAAAUGUAUUCGUAAGAUUUGCUUGUCUGAAUGCUUUGUUAACAAGUUUGUUUUUUUAUUGCCCAAUGUUUUUAAAACUUCUGGACCUUUAAUACCACUUCCACAUUCCUUUGGUGAUGAAAUGGUAAAACUUCAAUCAUGUUUGAGGUAACCUUGUUUAUGAUCUGAUCUAAAGUUCAUUUGUUUUUUGCUUUUUGUAUAAAAAGGAAAUAAAGGGAAAUCAUAUAGGUUUGAAUCCAGAGAAAUGCUGGUGGAAGAGGAUGGGUGAAAGGUGACUUCUCUCUCUCUUUGUCCCUACAAAAGUUUUUCCUGAGGUGUACAUUGCUGAAUGGAGUAGGCUGUGACACGCCAGAUUAAGUGGGAAGAGGGGGAUUACUGAAAAUUGGGAGGAGGCAUCUUCUGUGAGGCUAUUUUUCCUUUGCACCCAGCAUAAAAAUAAGCAGGCGGGCAGAGGAGGCUAUGUUAGCCUGCUAUAUUACUAGCCUACAUUUAUUGCUUGCCUGCUUCUUAUUCAUAAAAGAGGACUAGAAGAGGUGGGACCAGAGUGCUACUCCUAUGAAUAAAAACCAGACUUAGUAAUUAUUUUUGUAGGCUAUUAACUUUUAUGGGCUUAUCUUCACAGCUUGCUAAGGUCUUUGAGAGCAUGAUAUUCAAAAGAAACCAGUAACUUAAUAGCAUAUCACUGGAUCUUUUCAGUUUAGAUCUACAGUUUAUAUCUAGUACAGUAUUUUGAAAUCUUCUUUCAAUCACCAUGCUUGUUAUUUUAUUUUAUCUUUAUGCUCCACCUUCCUACCAAAGCACUCAAGAUGGUUUUCAGUUUAAAAUAAUGUCUUCAGUCUCAGGUACAUGUAUCAAAUGGAAGGAAGAAGAAAACAGGCAAGCUCAAAUAUCAACCCAUUCACACUCUUGCACUCUGUAAUUUGAGAACUGGUUGAAUAAUGAAGUUAUGCGGUGACAAGGUAGAAUGGUCAUUGCAGUAGGCACUUUGGGGAAGGAAGGAGCCGAAUGGUAGUUCCCAGUCAGCUAAGGCAGGGAGCCAAUCUGCCUCAAUUUACCAACUAAGACAGCCAGGUAGCAUGUUUAGGAGUAGACGUUAGUAUUCAGAAGUAAUAGUUCUUGUUCAUUUGGAAAACCAGUCCCAAAUCUCCUUUUAUAUGGUUAGUACCUGCAUUUGUUCAUGACCCACUUCACUAUAGCAUUUUGAACUUUGUCUACCUCAGCAGCAGUUACACAUGGUUUUCUGUUGCAUCUGAGUUUAGAAAGUUUUAACUAGCUUUAGUUUCCUACCAAGCCAGGAUAUAAAUACAUGUUUUAAAGUUUAAAUACAUGUUUUAAAGUUUGCUCAAUAUGAGGUCUUCAUUUGGAGCCAUUAACCGUUGUUUCUUAGUUUGGACAUAAUAGAAAUCUUCCUAGCUUGCUUCCCCACUUGCACAAAGGAAAGAGUGAAGUGGCUCUGUGCAAGUGUGUGAACCUUGUUCAACUUUGGAUUAUUAAGCUGAAGUAUGAUAUUCCAAAUGCAUCAAUUGUGGUAGUUUUAGUCUAGUAAUAUAUGCUGAAUACAAAUAUCAUUCAUAAAAUAAGUAAGAGUAAAGGAUAUUCAUACUGGGGGGAAACAAGCUUUCAUUUUUGUGAUGUAACAAUUUUUUAAACAUGUUUCUUUUUUCUGCAAAGUGAAGUCAUUUAAAAAGUUUUGUGACUCAAGUGUUCCUUAAUUUAAGUCUUAUAGUAACAUGGCCACAAAAUGUUCCACUGAACUAAUGUAUGCCAUACUUAGGUACGGAAGAUUCUUUCACAUGAAUCCAUAUGUUUGGAAACAGAUAAAAUAUUAAAGCAUAAGAUAGCAUCCUAUUAGUUUAUGCUUUCCCAUACUUGGUGUUACAUAAUCCAAACAGCACUUUUUCAUAAUUGAUAGUUUAGCUUAUGAGCCAAUUACCAAUGAAAAAAUCCUAUUUGGAAUUCUCUUUGUUUUUGCGAUACAUCUUUCACUUUCUCUUUGAGAACCACCAGUUAGAAAACCCAUACAACAGUAUUACUGAUUUUUUCCCAUUAGACACACACACACACACAGAGAGAGAGAGAGAGAGAGAGAGAGAGAGAGAGAGAGAGAGAUGCUGUUCUCGGAUCAAUUGAGAUGGUGAUGACUAAUAGAGCUCCCCAAACUGGAGAGCUUUAAAAGCCAGAAUAAAAGCAAAUAAAAUAAGACCAUAGAUAACAAGAUUGCAAUACACUAAAAGUCUAAUGGAAUAAAAUGUAUUUACCACCCUCUCAUCAGAAUGGAAUUUCGUUACUGGGGUACUGCUAUAGAAAUGGUCCUUUCCUGUGACCUUACCAAUUACAGCUUUCAUAUUUGAUGAAAUGAGAGAGACUGGGCCUAUUAUACCUGUGUAUGGCUUAUUUUGAAAGCUUUGUUUAAUGGAACACUUCCAGAAAAUAGAACAGUCAGGUCUAAGUAUUUUUUAAGGUCUGAUGUAAUUUUGGUGCUGUUUUAUACUGGGUCAUCUCUCUCCCCUCCCCCCAUGUGUAUAGCAUCUUAAAGACUUAAAAUAAUGUUUGUAACUUGU
This is a messenger RNA of Podarcis muralis (Common wall lizard), 5507 nucleotides long. Its product is annotated as aspartyl/asparaginyl beta-hydroxylase-like. Lineage: Eukaryota; Metazoa; Chordata; Lepidosauria; Squamata; Lacertidae. Gene Ontology annotation, biological process: peptidyl-aspartic acid hydroxylation. Gene Ontology annotation, molecular function: peptidyl-aspartic acid 3-dioxygenase activity. The record is from RefSeq and is a predicted model, not a curated record. Gene Ontology annotation, cellular component: endoplasmic reticulum; membrane.